GUUGAUGGAAAUUGGACAUGUUAUUUUACUGUCAUGCAGUGUGAAACAUAAAUAAAGCGUAUUAAUUUUAUAAAAAUCAUGACUUAAUACUCAAGUCUAAACUGUUAAAAUGAAAUAAUAUAUUUAAAGACGUAACUGCCACUUAUACAUUUCUUUUUAAUUAAUGACAUUAUGGAUGGUUUAAUUCACGCGGCAUUGGAAGCAGAGGUAAUAUUGAACCGGGCCAAACAUGUGAAUACAAACUUAAAUUUUGACAGUGGUGUCUCUGAUCAUAAAAUGACUUGGACCCACGAGAAGUUACAUCUAGCAGAAACCGUUGACGACUCCAGGAUGAAAUUUCAACGUAACUCCGUCAGUUCCGUUGCUAAAUGUUCAGAGAAGUUUGAUCUGUACAAAAAACUUCAUGAGUUGUAUAAUGAGCUCAGUCAAGAUGAAACUUCACAAACCAACUAUCAAGGACUCAAAACUACGUCUUAUCUAUUAGAAAAGCUGUUGGCUACUUAUAAUCUAAACACUUUGAUAAUAAAUUUGUAUCCAGGAAAUAAGGGAUAUUCUUUAUCGCUAAAAGUCAAUGGAAAUACACAGUAUAUUCAUCCACCAGACUUGAGUGGCUCAUCAAGUCAAGAUGAGACUUUGAUUGAGACUCCUAGGUGGCCUUAUGAAGAAGAGGAACUCCUCAGUUACAUUGACAAUGAAGAAUUACCUGUGGUGCUUUUAGACCUCCUUGAGUCAGAACACUCAUGUCUUUUCUACUCAGGAUGCAUAAUAGCUCAAAUAAGGGAUUACAGACAGGCUUAUCCAAGUUUUUUGUGUGACACUCAUCAUGUAUUGUUAAGGCCAACAAAUCAGAGCAUAAUAACAGACGCCAUGUGUAUCGGCGGCCGCUGCGGGUGGGCGGGGGAGGAGCGCGGCGCGGUGGAGGCGGUGGAGGCGGCGCUGGUGCACGCGGCCGCGCCUCCCCUGUGUCUGGAGCCGCGCCCGGCGGUGGGCUUGCUGGCCGCCAGGCUGCAUGCCGCGCCACGACUGUUCAACACGCCGCGGAUACGACGGCAAGCGAGGAGAUUCUCACAAGUGGCUGUGAAUAGAAAGAGGAAAUUGGAUCAAUUCACACAUUACCACGGACUGGAGCUGCUAGAGUUGAUCCACCGACAGAGGGCGAAAAACAGCAGACAGUCAGUUCCUCAUACUCGACUGACUUCCAAAUAUCCUAAGAAACCACCAGAGGUGUUCAAGCCAAUAGAACCUCCAAAAAUGGAGCCUUUGCCGCUAGCGUUGCCAUCAGAACCGACGGGGCCACUACGACUCGCGCGCGCAUACGAACGCCCGCGGCCGACGCCCGACUGCCAGCCGCAGCUAGUCGAAGAGUACAUCCUAGAGACGGAGAAGACGUCCCCGCACGCCGGCGCCGGCUUCUUCCAUAUAAAACUAUCGAUAUUACAACGGCCGUCCGAUCAAGAGUUCCUAGGAGAGUUGUAUGUAGAUAGAGAUCACGUUGAGGGGGAGAGGAAUGGUGCAGCAUGUAGAUUUACAUUAGGGUCUCGACUUCAAGCUAAUAAAUAUAUACAACAGUUUACGGAGAUAUUUACAGAGGAAGGACGAAAGUCAGUUAGGAUAAAGCAUAUUGUACCUGGGCAGCUACCAAGAGUUUCAUUUACAGGAGGCAUGAGAGAAAUGUUGUUGUUACAGCAGCGGUCAGCGCAGGCGAGUAGCUCCACAGUCCAGACGCAUGCGACGACGGUGCCUGUAGUAACACCCGCAAUACAAGCCACGCCCAAUGUCCACACAAGUACAAGACAGUUGCCAAUACUGCAGGCGCAAUUGCAACAAGUAGGCAACGUCGGCAACGCAUCCGCAGUGAGCACGGUUGUCGGAAGCGUGGGCACAGUCAGCGCCGUGGGCACCGUGGGCACCGUGGGCGCUGUCGGCAACGUGGGCGCGACCAACUCCGCUGUUGAAGCUGCGUUAAAGCAGCAACCUUCGCCUACUACUCCACGGUUGUCACCUCAGCAGGCAUCAACAAAUCAGUUGCUAGCGCAGCAGUUGACCAACCCACCGCAACCGCUUAACCCUCAGAAGAUGCAGUCCGCCAUAAUACACAUACAGCAUCCACUCAUGUCAUCUACUGGCACAUCACAGGUACAAAGUAUACAGUACACGAGUGCGGCGACCACACAACAGAAAGCCACGAUAACAAAGCCGAGAUCGACAAACCCAGCCAUAAACGCGCUUGUCACUAGUCUUAUGAAUUCGGCACAACAGUUUCAACAAGGUAAAGCGGCUAGUCAAAACGCUGCCAAAUCGGUCGUCAGUACAGCGAAUAACAACGCAACGAUACUCAACCUCCUGAACAGCGCGCCGGCCGCCAUGACACACGUCACGACAGCGGACAGCUCUCUGGACACACACAAACUGCUCACUCGCACUGUAUCCAUAUCGGGCGCGCGUCUCAUUGCCGCAUCCACGAGCGCUCACACCAUACCCACUUAUACGCAACAGGUAACAUACACGAGAGAGAACGACUCGACGAACGUGUCAAGUAGUGAGAGCGCGCUGUUGGAGCGGCUCAUGGGCCCCGAGCCGGCCGCGACACCUCCCUCACAGCCGCAGUCGCAGCCGCAGCCGCAGCCGCAACCUGUUUGUCAUUUGCAGGGUUUAAGCUUAACAUCGUUGCAAGGUCUACAAAGCAUCCAGGGGGUCCAGAACGUGCAAGUACAAAUACCGGGCCUGUCUGCGCCGAUAUCGCUGUCGCUCAACGUGUCGGGCGCGUCCAGCGGGCUGCUGGUGUCGGUGCCGCCCACUACGUCGGUGGUGCUGACGAACCAACCCUCAGUGAUUUCAUUGCCUAUAGCACAACUACAACAACUGUCGGGCAGUGUCAAAGGCGGCGUGAGGGGGAGUACGGUACAAGUAGUGCGCGCGCCGAGGCCUGCACGUUUACCCCGCCCUGCGCCCCGGCCUCCUCUACAGCCUACUGCCGGUACAACUCAGUUUAUAACUCAGGCGCAGACACAAGUAUUAAACGCGCAUCAAGUACGACGGAAAUCUAAUCCUGAUAGUUCAUAGUAAAUGUUUAAACCUUAGCCCACUGCCGAUAUAGUGAAUUAGAAUGUACAUAAUAGUUGCAUAUAAUAGAUGAAAUUUGUAUAAUAACUUAGAGAUCGAGUGAUGGAAAUCUGCGUGCAAUAUUGAUCAACAGAUCUCUAGCAGACUAAGUUUAACUGAAAUUAUUUUAUAAAACACUAAACACACAGAAGUUGGGGAGGAAGACAGAGAUUUUUGUAGCUUAAACUGAAAAUAAGCUUUACAGUGACGUCACUUUUGAUUUUGAAGUUGCAUACAAAAUAACUGGUCCGCCAUAUUGGAUAUAGGAUGACGUCAUUUACUAACCAAGAAUUAUUGAUAUCUAAACUAAACGCGUAUGAAAAAUUUCAGCUCACUUGUGAUAUUAGGUAUCGAUAUUCAGUUGCACGGUUUUAUUUAACAUAUAUGUUAAAGAGUUUAUAAAUUUAAAAACUAAAGAUUUUACGUUUGGAGGCAGCUAGAGGGCAUGAAGAAAUGCAAACGCGAAUUAUUUAAUUUUUUAAUGAAAUGUUUACAUAAAAUCUUUACUUGUGGACUGUCGACCAAGAUAUUCAUUAGAUAGCGAAUAUUCACCUCUUCUGGUAAAACUUCAAAGCCUAGAUCAUCGCUGAAAGAUUGUUGCCAUCGCUCUGCAAGAAACCGAGUAGUUUCCCAUCACUAUGUCGUUGACAUUCCUAUGAACUCAUAUAAAGCCUUUUGCUUCUUCAUUUCUUACAUCAUGGCUAGGGUAUGGAUCUCUCUUCCGAAGUCUGUGUUUCCUAUUUAUAAAACUAAGGUAUCUUUAAUCGAAAAGUGAAUAGUCGUUUUCUAGGUGUAACAAACACCUUAAGCCACAUCUUACCAUCAAAUGAGAUCCGUGCCUAUUCCAUAUAAAAAACUACUCUUGAUUCGGCGAUGUAUAUUGAUCGAAGAUUGAUCUGAACAGACAAAAAUAUGUAAACAAGGUAUGAAAUUAGAUUGGUGAUUGAUCUAUUUUAUUAGUAAUUAGGCCAAUGCUGGCGGCCACUUAACUAGAAAUAUUGUGUAACUUAAUAUCGGGCUUAAAAUAUUCUACAUUUACUUAUUACUUCAUUUUAUCGCAUUUGCGAUGCUUGGGACUUUGUUUAGAGACAUUAAUGACUAUAGUGUUUUUCAGAUAGCAUGGGUACGGUGACAAUUCGCUUCACUCUUGAAACUUUUGCUGCGAUUCACGAUAAUAAUACAUAUUAUGAAUGUCAAAACGCAACUCUUACCGUACCCAUGCUAUCUGAAAAACACUAUAAUGAGUUAUGAGUGGACCCACCCCCCGUCUUCUGUCUGUUUCUUGUUUACAAACAAACAAAUACGUAGCUAUCUUCGUCGUAUACAACUCAAAUACGCGCCGUUACCACGAGUUCCCACUGAGACUGAAAGAUUAGGGUAGAGUAACAACACUUCUAUUAAUAAACUGUCUAGUACUGACUGAAACGAAAUUUAUGGCCCGGUUUCAUAGUUUACAAAUUUACAUAGCAACAGCGCCAUCUAGUAGUACUUUUUGUAAUAUUUCAAAUAUACAGGGUGCUCGGGAAUAUUUCCCAAAAUUCUAGAAUUACAUUCUUUAAGGAAAAUUAAUUAAAAAUGUCCAAGGAACAUGUGUCCUAAAAUGAAUAGUUUCGGAGUAUAAAAUAUUUCUUUUGUAAAUAGAUCUUAAAAUGUGUCCCUUAUAACGUAUCCUUAUAAUUAUGAAGUAGCCAAGUUUUUUAAAUGCAAGGAUAGAUAAAGACGUGUGUUAAAUGGAUAGUCGGAACUAUCUGAAAUAUUUUGUAUUAAAACAUAAAAAGUUUUUAUUUUUUAGUUAAAAAAAUAUUACUUAUGCAGUUCGACUUCGAUAAGUGUACUCGUCAACACCUUGGAGUUAUGGGAAAUACUCCCGAAGUCCCGAGCAUCCUGUAUAAAGAUUGUUUGUGAAUAAAUCUAUACCGUGUCGUGUUCAUUAGAGAUUUUUUUUUUUAUUAUUUAAAAUCAAUUUUAAAAGUAUUUAAACAAACAGCCAAUGGAAUUUAGAAUUUUUGUAUUUCUGUCUUCCUUUUAUCACUAUCAGCUGCAGCAGCUGGCCUAUUCACUAUUUUGGUCUUUAUUAUAAACCUAUUAAAAUAAAUAACAAAUCAAUUGACAAAAUGUCAUCUACAUACUAUAUGAUAUCCAACAGUAAGCACCGGAUGAAAUUUUGUCAAAUUAUUUGUUUUUUUUUUAAUAGGUUGAUAAUAAAGACCAAAAUAGGAAAUAGGCCAGCAGACCACAUAUAGUCAACUUAUAUUACAAACCUAUAUAACAUAUAUAAAUAAACAUUUUAAAGUAAUUUUGAGUAAACCUAAUAUACUUUAAAACCAUUGCCACUGGAUAGGAUGGCGUUGUUUUAGAUGAAAAGAUAACACUCGUAGACCUUUUCCGCUCUGCGUUAUAUACCCAAGUAAUGAAUUUUAUAUUGGGUCAAAAGAGUGUAUUUUAAUCUACCUUUUUUUUUUUAAUAAAUUCUGCUAAUAAUGAAAUCGCACUUAUUUAUUACAUUGAAUUCUGAAGAUGAUUUUAAUUGCAUCGUUUUAUGUUAUUCUGUUUUAUAUACGUCACCGUAAAAUUGUAAAUACCGUUAGAUUAUAAUCUAUCUCGCGAUAUUGUAAGCCGUCGAAAGAUUGUGAACCGCAAUUACUGCUUACAAUUUAACGUGUUUAGAUUGUGAGCAUAUUAUUACGUAGAUUGUAAGGAAGAACGGAUAAAUAAUUAAAUAAAAAACCUAACCUAACCAUUGGUUUCUGAAUCAAGUUCCGGUUCUUUGGAGUAUUAUUCGGUUUACAAUAUUUCGACCGUUUACAAUCUCGCGAGAUAGAUUAUAAUCUAACGGUAUUUACAAUUUUACUGACUCAUAAUUACACAAUUAAAUUAUUAUGCAUGAAAUUUACGUGAGUCACAAAUGUAAUAGACAGAGAGCCUGCAAUAGCUAGACAUGCAGUGUGCACUUUAUAGAUGCAAAAAUGCACUGCCUACCCUGAGGAAUCAGUACGAACUUGUACUGGAAAUGGAAUUUUUAAUUUUGUACAAAUUUUAUUUUUAAAUUUUAUGCCUACUUUGAUUAAAAACAUUAUGCACGCCGCUGCAAACAUGCCUCAUUUUACGAAGACUAAAAGUAUGACGGCCUAUGCUCCUAUCAUAGACAAGUACGGUAGUCAAUUAUUAUAAUUAUAAGUAUAGUUGUUUUCUAAAUAGUAUGACGAGGAAAUGAUUCAAAAAAUACAUUUUUUGUACUCCCAUUUCGUAAUCUACGCUAUAUAAAACCUUAACCAUAUCACAAAGCUAUUCAUUCCUAAAGGUCGUUUGGUAAUGUUAAUUAUCACACAGGGGUAAACCGUGCUACCAAUACUAUGUUGUGCUACUAAUUAAAGCCAAUUAUAUAUCAUUCAUCUACUUUUAUUAGUUGUCUUUUAUCAUGGUUCUAAAAAAAGUAUUGUAUGCCACUCCACGGAAUUAGACAUUAUAGCACUCGUGCUGCAAUGACAGUGGCAUAAAUAACUAUUACCUAUAAUUAAACAACUGACGCACUGAACUUAAACCCUACUUAAAUUAACCUUCCAAAGCCAGUAUAAUUCGUCGUCAUCAACCCAUAUUCGGCUCACUGCUGAGCUCGAGUCUCCUCUAAGAAUGAGAGGGGUUAGGCCAAUAGUCCACCACGCUGGCCCAAUGCGGAUUGGCAGACUUCACACACGCAGAGAUUUAAGAUAAUUCUCUGGUAUGCAGGUUUCCUCACGAUGUUUUCCUUCACCGAUUGAGACACGUGAUAUUUAAUUUCUUAAAAUGCACACAACUGAAAAGUUGGAGGUGCAUGCCCCGGACCGGAUUCGAACCCACACCCUCCGGAAUCGGAGGCAGAGGUCAUAUCCACUGGGCUAUCACAGCUCUACCAGUAACAGUAUAAUUCAAAAUUCAUUUAUUUUAAUUAGGUUUAGUUUACAAGAACUUUUGAAACGUCCAGUUAUGAUGAUAUGAUGGUGGUGAUAAUUAAGGUACCACCAAGGUUCAAACACCACAUAUGCAGGCAUAUGUAUACCGUACUUACUCGUACCUAUUCUAGGAACUAACAGACUUUGAGUCUUCUUGAAAUAAGGUAUUUCUUGCUGUCACAGUCUCUAGGUCUAUAAUAAAUUAAUUAAUAAAAUAAACUGUUACUUUAUUUUAAAUGCGUGUUAAAUUGGAUCAUGACAAGAAUGUGACUAAACCAGAUCGCAAAUGCGUUCUCAUUUUUAAAUUGUAAGCGAUAUUAAGUAUGCGGUUCGUUUAGAAACAAAAUCCAAUAAUAUUAUAAUUAUUUUAAAAGAUUUUAUAUCUCGUUAGAAAUGUUUGUAUCAUUUGUAAAUAAUAAUAGGUAGUAAAUAAUAAAUAUUGUAUAAAUAUAAAUAGCAAUUAUGUAGUAUAAGUUUUGUAAAUAUAUAUAAAAUAUAAUAUGAAAUUGACUUUGUUGCAAAUAAUAAUAAUAAUAAUCAAAGAUAUUGUACUUAAUGAUUGUGUAUACUAACGUUUGACAUAUAAGAAUGUUGUGAUUUUUCUGGUUACUCUAAGAACAGGCGUCCACAGAUCCGAAUCGUACAUAUCAGACGCAUCGUAUUGAACGCAUUUUUUUAAUUUUACGGUAGAUUCCUGAAAUGUUGAUUAGUAGACGCACUUGUACGACUUUCUAUUCAAAGAAUCCGUUUGGUGCGAUCCGUCCGAUACGUAAGAUGCGGAUCUGUGGACGCCUGCCAUAAGUCAGUAUUAGCGUUGCUGUUCGCGCAAUUACAUGACCUUUAUGAUAAGGACACAUUAUUGACACGUCAUGUAUGUUUAGGAUGCCACGAGAUAUCUCAUGACGACAGAAAAAUUAUCGCUCUCUUUUUCGUUACGAUAGAGAGAAAAGAGAGCGAGAUUUCCGCCAUUAUUAUAUUGGUCGACAAUAUAUCCCUUUCCUCACGACAUAUAUUUAUCGUUGUCGCAUGUUAGGCAUACUGGAUCCAUUAUACUUUAAAGCGUUUUCAUAAGAAAGACAUACGCCUCUCCGACGAUAGUAAGAUCAAAUAUAGGGAAACCGUAGAUAUUGGAUAUGACGGUAGACUGACUAGAAAAUGCCACAGGUGCUCGUUAUCAGUUCCGUUUAUGAAAGAAAAAAGGAAAAAAUUAUUUUCGCUCGGUAAUUUGUAUAUAUUUGGACCAACGCUGUGCGUAAGAUGCGCGCUACGAUGUAUUUCAUAGAGAUAAAAAGACAUAGUCAACCAAUAGCGACGGAACUGGAAAUAUCGUUCUCUUCUUUUCGUCCCAUCGCUGGAAGCGAUGUUUCCGGUUUGCCGCAUUUGGUCGACAAUGUCAUUUUGUCUUCCGUAGAUAUGUCUUAGCACGCAUCAUAGACCUAGGCACGUAUCUGUACAGUGCAGGUCAGAAUAUACAGAAAUUACAAUAUUCAAGUCUUCAUUUAACUUAUGCUUGAAUGAUACCGUAUCCUUCGCCAAACACCAGUGCUGCCAAUAUUUUUCUCCAAAGAUUUUAAAACUGUAACAUAAAGUGGUUGUACACUUCAAACAUAUAUUUAAAUCAGUGUACUAAUUUAUAGUAAAGCUUAGGCUUCUGUAUCCCAGAUGCGGGUAGCUGACCAAUAUUUAUUAACUCCUUUGAAAAUAGCUUGAUGUUUGAGAUUUAGUCCAUCUCAUUGGAAAUAAACAUAACAGUUUUUUCUUUUGUAAAAAUUUACCUAAACAUACUUUUUGGUACUUCAUUAUGAGACCAAAGUCUUGUACAUUAAUUGGGCAAUUUUUUUAACAACAGCUGCUUUAUUUCGUGAUAUAUUAUUAGUUAUUUACCUUACCUCAGUAAAUAACUAAAGACGCUUUGAAAAAUGUUUUUUUUAGACUCGGCAUCAAUAAAAGUCACUCUUGUAUAACUAUCAAAGUUAUUGGGAUACAUGGCAACGUGUUGAUAUUUUGUUUCUAUCUUUGGGUAAAUAUGAAGUACAAUGUACGAUAAAUAAUAAUUAUUUAUACAUUUUGUAAAUAUGUAAUAUACUCGUAUAUAAUGUCACAGGAUAAAAGUAAUUGAAUGAAAGAUGCUUUGGAAGUUAAGUUUUGCUAUGUGUUCAAGAUGUGGCACUUUUUGAAUGCUGCUGUAAUUAAAUGUACGUAUAAAUAAUGGAUUGAUUAUGGGAUUGACUCAAAAUAAAUAACAUUACUUGCUGAUUAUGGAUUGUUUUGAAAACAUUUACUCGCACUGAUUAUGAAAUCAAUAUAUAAUUACAUUUAUAUUGUAUAUCCCUAAAAUGUAUAAAUACAUUUGAAAUGAUUUGUUUUGAAUGAAUUUAUUGGAAAAUUUACGUUCGUUCGUUUUUAAUUAUUAUAAUAUCGUGGCCUAGCCACUAGGUUUUCAAAUGUCUUUGUAGUGGUUUUGAUAAAGUAGUAUAAUUAUGUGUUACUUAAAAUUAGAUCACUCGUAUGUCAUGUAUACAUUUGUCAAUUCAAUUAUGGUUGCCAACCGUUCCGUAUAAAAUUUUAUUUAAAAAAAUUAAACGACCCGGUAAAAAUCGUUGUAGGCAGAUCAGGAUUAGUAAAUAAUUCUGGUUCCUACUUCAGCAGAUUUGUUUGUUAAUGAAAGAUAUUUAAUUUGUAUUAUCAAAAAAGUGGAGUGGACCACGAUCUAAUAUACUAUUUUUUAUUAUAUCACUACAGAUUCAUAAAAACCAGCCUGCAGUUUUUACUUUAAAUUGUAUUUUAGUAUUGUCUCAAAUAUCCGAAAUACUACUACAAAGACCAGUUAAAAAGCAAUAAAAUGUAUUCCUAACAUAGAUGUUAAUAAUAUUAAUAAUAAAUGUUGUAGUUAUUCGUAUACAAAAGCUAACAACUGCUAUACUUACUCUUGUUUAAACCCUAAAUAUGCCUACUAUGUAUACUUUUAAUUAGGAAUAACAAACAUCGAAAAACUAUGUCAGUAAACGUUUUGUUAAACAUUAGUAGCAAUUAUGUAAACCGUGCGUGCGGCAAUUUUCUUACGUACUCUUACUCCAUUCUGCACUUUACUCUCCUCUCUCUCCACUCCAGUCACUCCACUCUCUUCUGCUCUUUCUCCGCUCCACUCUGCUCUUCCAUUACCAGAAUAAAUUGGAUCUUGUGGUGCUUUAAAAUCGUAGUCUAAAUCUAAAAUCGUUGUACGAAUAUCAAACUUUGUUGUACGAUUAAUGUUUUACAGGGGAUUCUUUUCACAUUACAGAGCGUAGACAAAAUACCCCCGUGAGCAAUUUAAUAUCAAUGUUAAUCGACUUUUCCAAAGACAUUGUUAAUUGUAGGCUAUAAAAAUAUCACGUGUUAGCUUGCUAGUUAGAUAGCUGCAUGAACUUUUCACGACUCAUUAUAAAAAAGAAUCAUUGUCCACCAUACAAUGAUUUUGUAUUUGGUCUAUAAUGCUAAGCUGAAUUGUGGAUUAGGAUCCUUGUUAAGAAGAUGUUCUUUGGUAUCCUAAAAUAAUUAUAUAAUAUGUCAUGUCAACUAGAAUUACUUCAAACCAUAUCUGUUUAUCCAUAAUUAUUAUUAAAUGCUGUACGCACAAUUUCCAUGUCAAUGUAUGAUUAUUAUUCAAGCUUGCAUGCAUGGGAUCCACUUGAUUGCGUUAAACUUUUGAAGAAUAUGGGCAAUAGUUUUGAGAAGGUGUUUGAUUAAACUGCAUUUUGUGCUUUCAAGUUUUGACAUUUAUUUCAUUGGUAUUAAAAAGUACGUUACCGAAAAAAUAUAUUAUCACACUUACGUACUAUUACUAGUACGCGACUAACUAAGAUAUAAAAUGAUAAUUUUUCGUGUACAACGCAUCCCGUCGCAACGAAAGAUAGAAGCUUAUUCGUUAUUUAUGCUAUCUGUUCGUUGCGAUGGGACGAAAGAGACGAGAGAUACGUAGAAAAUGUUAUGUUAUGCUUUCAGGUCCUAAUGUAUUAAAGACAACAAGAAAUUUUAUUUCGUACAUAUUUUAUGCUUAUUAAAUUAGACACUUCUUCAAAAUACGCUACGCCCUCUAAGAAAUUAAAUUAGAUAAACGAUUAAUGGCCAAUUUACCCAUAUUUGUAUGUAGUCAAAAACAAUAUUUUAUUGUAUUAUUCAGAACAAAAUAAAUUAUUAUAUCAUAUAUCAUUAACUUUUAACAUAAGAGGUAUUACCCAAGGCAUCCUUGACUGACAUUCGAAUAAGAGGUGUAUGUUUGCAUUUGAAAUGUAACACGCAUGAUAUUAGUUCUGUGACGUAAUUAAUGAAAUAUGAUCCUUGUGCGUAGACAGAAGAAGAAAUAGACAACUGAUCAGCGUCCCGUUGUUAGUUAUUUACAGUGUGACACAAAAUAGUAGAAAGUAAAUAAGGGCGCUUUAGUCAUUUAUUGUGGUUCUUAUGGUGACCCUGUGUACUGUCAUUCACCGGGACUGCAAUGACCUUGAUACUUGAUAAUAAUUGUUAAUUUGUUUAAAGGGUAUGUAAUGUUAUGUUCUUAUUUUAAAUAAGAUAAUCUGUUGAAAAUAAUAAUAGUAUCUAAAAUAAAUAAAUUAAUUAGUAUAUUUAGAAAAUACUUACAAAUCAUGAUUUACAUGAUUUACAUUUAUUAAAAUUAAAAGAAAGUAAAUUUCAUCUAAAUAUUUAUUGUAAUUCGUCUGGUAAUUAUCCAAUUUUUUCCUUUCCAAAUUAUCCAAUUUCCACUAUGAUUUUAAUAGUCAGUCUGAUAAAACCACCAAUUAGUUGCUCUAUAAUGACCGAUCUUUGCGUUAAUGACAUUAAUUGUGGAGUUGCCACACAGAAAGUUUAUAAGUUCCAUUUUUAUUAACUUCUACUUUAAUAUGUCGCACUAUUUAUUCAAUUUUGACCUAAAUAUUUUUGUACCAAUUUAAUAUUUUAAACUAAAUGGUUACUUAUAUUUUUUGCAAAACAUGACAUUAAUGUUGUGGUUACACUACGUUUAUUUUAUAUUUAAAAAAAUGUCAUAUUGGUUCGAACCGUGCCAUACGUCAUGACACCGAUUAAAGAAUCGCUUUGUUUCGUUUAUUUACAGUCCACAUUGUUAUUGUUUACAGUCCACAGAGUCCACAAAUAAGUUCUUAUUUUUGGUGGAUGCUGUUCAUUUGUCUAUUUAUUUCUCAGUCUACGUCCUUAUGUAAUAUAUUAAUUUAAUUAAAAUAUUUUGUUUAAACUAUUAUACUUACUUGAUAUGUUACUGUUAACGAAUGCAAGUGUCGACUACGUAAGUAGCUGAUAAUCGUGCGAAUUGUUGAUCUCAUUUGUUUAUGAACGUGUAGCUCAAUAUGUAUGUAGGGAAUAUUUUUUUGUAUAAUAAACUCAGAAGUUUAUCAAAAUGUAAAUGUCUAUAAUAAGAUUAUACUACUAAAAUGUACAUAUAUUAUUAAAAAUAAAGAAUUUUUAUACAAAUAAUCUAAUUUUGUCUCUCAGCUGUAUAGUAUCCAGUGUCAGUAAUUUUAGUAUACCGUUUAUUGUAGUCUAUGUAAAUAUUCCUUAUAAUUAAAAGUUGUUAUAAGCAAAAGUUACGCUUAUGACGGUAAAUAAUAAAAUUUAUAUUAAAGCGUUGACUUGGAGUUAUGUAUAAAUUGAUAUUGUAAAAAUUGAGUAUGAUGUUCAGAGAUUGACGUUUUGAACAUGAAUAAAUUAACUUUUCUUAAUUUAUAAUAUUA
Messenger RNA from Bicyclus anynana (squinting bush brown), 12754 nucleotides. It is a transcript of the gene Spt20, whose product is annotated as transcription factor SPT20 homolog. Gene Ontology annotation, molecular function: transcription coregulator activity. NCBI's taxonomy places the organism in Eukaryota, Metazoa, Arthropoda, Insecta, Lepidoptera, Nymphalidae. The record is from RefSeq and is a predicted model, not a curated record. Gene Ontology annotation, cellular component: SAGA complex. Gene Ontology annotation, biological process: regulation of transcription by RNA polymerase II. The transcript is spliced from 18 exons. Bases 172 to 3063 code for a protein of 963 amino acids.